AAUCAUGUCGAAGUGGCUGUUCACUUUGCAGUGCUGUCGGAGUUGUAAAAUUUAAGAGUCUUUUUGAAUCUUACAAAAAUGUUAACGUAUGUCAGUUUGAUUCUAUGUAGGAGAUGAAUGAAACAACAGAGCUUUCGGUAGCUGCUGCGACCAAUAAUUUGGAUAGCAGUUUGCAAAAUGGUACUGCUACCACAGAGGUUGCAACUUUCGGUAAGGCCAGGCUUAUCAACAGACUUACAAUACAAGAUUUACAGGCAGUCCAGGAAGCUUUUUUCUUGCGAAAGGAACGCGAAGAAACGGAACUCACCUUAGAUCAAGAACAGUUCUGUGAACUUCUUUCUAUCGUUCUUUCAAAAGGGUCAAGGGAGGAGUUUUCUGAAUUAUUCGAAAAAGUUGAUGUAAACAAGGAAGGUUUGAUCGAUUGGGAUAAACUUUGUUCUCAUUUAUUACUGCAAUAUUACGAAAAAGAUGAUCGAAUCAAAUCAACUCAAGUUCCACAAUGGCAAGAACUUAAAUCAAUUACUUGCCCCCACAAAGAUGUUAUCAACAGGUUUCAGGGAGUUGGUAGUCCAAUAAAAUAUUAUACGUCUGUAUCAAGAGAGGGAAAUGUUGCAUUUUGGAAUCUGGAUUUGAGACUAACAAGGUCAUUUCAUGUGCAAACAAACCCAGAGGAGAUUAAACCAAGAGAUCUCUGGGUGACUCAUUUUACCCCUAUGGGGCACAUCAACAAGUUGGCAUUGUCUCUUACUAGUAAAGAAAUUGCUAUCUAUGAUCUAAGUUCAAAAACUGAGUUUAAUUGUCAAUAUCGCAUUUUUGGUUUGAAAAACACUCCAAUCACCAUGGAUUACUGGAGCGAUCCUAACAAAUCAAGUCAUUCCAUUCUCUCAUUUGGUGAUACUGGUGGAAAUGUGCAUGCCAUUGUUUUUACUAAUGCUACCAUUGCUUUGUUUGAAAGGCCAUUGCAACCUGCUGGAUCAAAGCAAGAAACCUGUCUGCAAAUUGAUAUCAAUGAUGUUGCUAAAUGUUUUUAUCAGCAUGCCAGAUAUUAUACUCAUGACUGUCAUCAGGAGUGGGUAAGAAAAACCCAGUAUUUGCCAUCACUGGAUUGUUUUAUCUCAUGUUCUACCACAAAUACAAACUCUAUGACUCUGGGUUGGACUGAAAAAGGAAAAAUUGACAUGAGGACAACUUGUUUCAGUGUGCUUCAGGGCUUGAACUCCUUUGACUUUAAUGCUAAAGCAAAUCUGAUUGCAACAGCAGGCAUAAAUACUCAGGUCUGUUUGUGGAAUCCAUAUGUCAUAUCAAAACCUGUUGGAGUGUUACAAGGCCACAUGCAAAGUGUCAUUUCUGUUACAUUUGUUGAGAACAAAAAUCAGUUAAUCAGUUUGUCAAAAGAGAAGGUAUUGAGAAUAUGGGAUACUCAUUUACAAGUUUGUUUGCAAAGACUGUCAGGUAUAUUUCCAAAGAUUAAUGAUGCUGCAGUCACAAUGUAUUUUGAUCAAGAGAGAUCAAAAUUAUUUUGCUCAUUCAAUAACCAAUUAACUGUUCUGUCGAUGAAAGCAGAAAUUAAAGAUAGGGUUAUUAGUCAUGAGCAUGCAGUUACUGAUGCAAUAUAUAGUAAGAACUUCAAUCAAGCUGUCAGUGUCUGUACAGGUUCUGUAAUUACAAUGUGGAUGCUUGAUUCUGGUCAAAAGGUAAAACAAUUUACAAAUGCACAUGGAACUGCAGAAAUUACCUGCCUGAAUCAGGAUCCAUCAGGAAUGAGGAUACUGACUGGAAGUACAGAUGGAACAAUCAAAAUCUGGGAUUUCAAUGGUCAAUGUCACCAUAUCUUAAUGGCGGGAAAUGGAAAUCCAUGUGAAAUAGGACAGAUAAUGUACCUUAAGUCAUCAAUUAUCAGUAUAGGAUGGGACAAAGCCAUAACAUGUUUUCCUAUUGGACAUCUAAAGACAUUUUAUGUUUAUCCAGUUGACUGGAAGGGAAGGCUUGAGCAUCAAGAUGACAUAUUGUCCACAACAUUCAUUCCGCCAAGGACUCUUGCAUCUGGUGGCUUUGAUGGGGACAUAGUGUUGUGGAAUGUGAUAACAGAGCAUGCAUACAGACAUCUUGGUGCAAAAAAGGCCCCUGCAGUCAAAGACAGGCGGAGCAGUGGACACAUGAAAUUGCUUACUCCAGCCUCUAGUGCAGGGAAGCUGUCAGCAAAGAAGAGGUACUUGCAAAGUAAUCCUUUUCUUCUCCCCAGCCCAACAGGACAUUUUGAAGAAUCUCAAACAAACACAAGCUCAUAUGCUAUGACAUGUCUACUUUCUUUGUGUGCAAGAGCCAAUCCAAUCACUUCCAGUGGCCCAUCAAAUCUCAUUUCAGCCACCUGUGCAGGUUUGGUGAUCUUCUGGAAUGUCUAUUCGUCACAGGUUGCUGCAGAAUUUGUUGCACAUGAACAGACCAGUUCAAUGACCAUGGCAACAGAUAACAGAAAUAAGUUUCUUGUUACUGGUGAUUCUGAUGGCGUUUGCAGGGUGUGGUUGAUUGAGGAUUAUUGUAUGGUAUGUUCAGAUACACCCCUCAAAUCGCCUCCAAAGCUUUGCAAAACGUUUACCCCUCAUACAGACGCAAUCAACUCUAUAACUGUCAUUCAUCGAAGUGAUAUAUAUCUUAUCAUCACUGCUUCAAGUGAUUGUUGUUUGUCACUCAGUACAAUCAAUGGAACACGUAUUGGAGUUUUUGGACAAGAGCACCAUUGGAACAUUGACAAGGUAUUAAACAGUGAAAAGGAAUUCUCCGUAAGCAAAAGUGAAAGUUCUCAACUUAUUCCUGAUGCAGAACAGGGUUUAUUAGAGAGAGAUAUUGACAUGAAGGAAGAUGGAAGGGUCCAACAUGUCCCCGAUAAUGAUUUGGAAGCCGCUGGAAAAGCACCAAGUGAUAUUAAAGUGGAUGUAGAGACACGACACCAAACGUGGGAUAAUACUAUAUUGGGCAGGUCUUAUCAAGAGCGAGGCAGUGAAAAAAGGGAACGAAAACAACCCUAUUCUUUACCAUUUUUAAAUGUAGAGCGAGGGCAGAUGUCAAUAAGUGCUUUUCAAGCAUUGAACUGUAAAGAUCUAAGUGAUGUUCCAACGUUACUGAAACCUGAUUUUGUUUUACAUCCAGAGCGGUAUUUCACAGGAGAUAACGAAAAGUCCAAGUCAGAGGAAAUCCCGUGUUUACCGCCAAUUGUCGAUACACUACAGCAAAGGCAUGAUGAAAAAACUCUUUUCCCAAAAUCUCUUCUUGACGAUAUGAAAAUGAAAGCAGCGUCUUUAGCUUUUGCUAGCAACUCACGCUAUGGCAAGGGCUCUCAUCCAUCAAUUCACCAGACAGUUUCAAACCCAUUAUCAGUUGGAUCAGUUGUGCGAUCGAAUAGGCCUGUUCUUGAAGCAAAGAAAAGCUCAAAAGACAAGAAAUCUCAUGUUUGGAACCGAAAGAUUCUUGGUAAAAUUGCUUCAGGCAUGGGUACAGCAGAUGCAGGUAAUAAAGCUGACAAUUUUGUUAAAAAGUAAACGUUAAGUACCAUCUUAAUUUUUUCGCGUCAAUUGAUUAGCUUAUUAUUACUUUUUUAGCAGUAGCUGCGAAUUAUACGUGGGCCUCAACGUGAAUUGAUCAAAAGUUAGAUGGUGUUUGUUUAUAAAUGAUUAAGGCACCGUACCAGACACACGUGUGCAGGGUCCGUUGCUCCCUCACCACCUAUUUGGCGCCCCCCUCACCCCUAGGCAGUGCGCACUUGUACAUGAAGGUCAUCAUGCUGUUUAAUAGAUUAACCCAAAUUCAAUCGCACGAGAACCAUAGCCAUCGUGUAGCGUUUCCAGCCUAAACAAUAUUUCGAUGUCAAAUAGCCAGCCUAAUUUUGCCCAUUGUCUUCCAUGAAAUAUCAGUUAUAUGUGUCAUGGCCAAUUAAGCCGUGCAACAGUUAAUCCCCGUAAAGAUGCCCCUAAUAACUUAUAAUAUCAGGGCCCGCGCCACGAAUUUGAAAAUGGGGGUGAGGGCCAAGGCUAAAAAGUAGGGGGCCAAGGCUUCUUACCCCUGUUACUGCAGCUUUAAAACUACUUGUUCGCAAAAGAGUGGGGGCCAUGGCCCCACGCCCCCCCCCCUCCCCCGGUGGCCACCUUCCUUCAGUAAAGCAUCUUUGAUUUAAAAACCGUUUCUAGAUUGAGAAUAUAUAUGGUACUUAAUAUAUCAGGUAUUUUCACGAAGUUCUUCACUCUACUAAAAUACUAUUUGUAAUUGUAGUCUUAUAUCCCCUGAAAACUUUUUAUCUGUAAACAAUUUUGUGUCUUAAAUAAAACAUUGACUUGAAGUAUUUUUAAAACUUCCCAGAUGCAAGGGUUUUCACCCUUUACACAACCCUAGACCCGCCAUUUAUAUCCUACUUGGAAUAUGAACCUUUGGCCUUGAAUUGACUAUGCGCAUCUUUAGGACAAAAACUAUGAACCGUCCCUUGAAACUUAGGUUUUUCUUAGCGGGACCCAAGAGCUAGUGGCUACGCUGUUUUCGGUUAUGCGUUGUUCUUGUAGUUUAGUAUAUCGUGAAAUACGCAUUUUAUGUAAAAGUAGUCGCUGCCUAAAGAUUAUAAUUUUUUCGGUUAGCUUUGAAUUUUAUUACAACAGUUUUGUAAAAUAUUUGCUGAAGGCUGACAUACGGAUGUGA
This is a messenger RNA of Rhopilema esculentum, 4680 nucleotides long. Its product is annotated as cilia- and flagella-associated protein 337. Lineage: Eukaryota; Metazoa; Cnidaria; Scyphozoa; Rhizostomeae; Rhizostomatidae. The record is from RefSeq and is a predicted model, not a curated record. Gene Ontology annotation, molecular function: protein binding; calcium ion binding.